Molecule: messenger RNA, 780 nt
Organism: Hypomesus transpacificus
Lineage: Eukaryota; Metazoa; Chordata; Actinopteri; Osmeriformes; Osmeridae
Gene: rsrc1
Product: arginine/serine-rich coiled-coil 1
Exons: 6
Coding region: 1-606 (201 amino acids)
Source: RefSeq, a predicted model, not a curated record
AUGGUUCCUCAGAGGACCCCAGUGCUUUGGAAUAGUAGUCUGGGGGAGGUGAACUGGAUUGUGGGUAGACCAGGAAGCCGACUCCAGGGCGUCCAAUCGGGAAGCCGGGUUGAUACCUGGACGAUCGAUAGCGAGGCGUGCCAGCGUGCCAGCCCUGUGCAGGCUCUCUGCCAGGCUGACAGGGCAGGCGUGGAGCAGAUGCCACCUCACGCUCUGCACGAGGCCAAGACAGAUGACAUCCUGAAAGCCAAGGAGAAGAGAGUGGAGGAGGCCAGGAAGAAGAAGGAGGAAGAGGGCACGUCUCUGGCAGAACAAGUGAGAAGGAUAAAGGACAUUGAGGCCAUCGAGAGUGAUUCCUUUGUUCCUCAGGCUUUCAAAUCAUCCCGAGAUGGUUUAAAGGCUGAGCCCGUGGAGGUGAAGCAGGAGCCAGAGUCAGAGCUCCAGGAGGAGGAGGUGGCCUGUCUCCCUACAGCCAUCCUCUACAACGACACCCACACCCUGGCCCACCCCGCCUUGUUUGUGGAAAAGGAGAAGGCUGAGGAGAUGUGGCUUGCUAGGCUGGUGUCUAUGCGACAGGAGAGGCUCAUGGGAAGUCCUGUUCCGUGAGAAGCUCCAUCCUGGUCCUGGCCCUGGUCCAUUCUUCCAUGUCUAGCUAUGGUCUAGUUUAGUUUGACAUCUCAGAUCUGCUGUGUUGAGGUUGUGGGGGUGGGGUAUGUUUUUGUCUUUUGAAACUGUUUUAUGAUUUUUCCUUUGAUUUGUAAUAAACUUCAACAAAUGGGA